CUACUAGUAAAAUAUUAUAAAGUAGUACAUUCCGCUCUUUUCCCUCUAAAACCCCCUUCUCUUUUCAAGAGAGAGAGAGAUCAAAACCCAUAGCGGUGGUGGUUUUAGGCGAGACAGCGAGGAGGAGAAAGAUGGGAGAUUCCUCGGCCUCACUGGAGACGGAAGCCGAAGGGGCAGUGCCGCCGACGCACCUCCGUUGCGUCAGGAGUGACGGCAAGAAGUGGCGCUGCACUGGUUGGAAGCUCCAGGACAGGAGCCUCUGCCAGAAGCAUCACCUUCAAUGGCUUCAAAAAUCUUCUUCUAGGAAAUCCGCCUCUGCUAGGGUUUCUAAGGCCGCCAUCACUGAGAAACCCCAAAGAUCCCGGCUUUCGUCGAAGAAGAAGAGGAAGAGUCGUACCGAUGGAGAAUCUGAAGACGAGGUGAUUCCGAAGAAGAAGAUGCGUGGGGUUACUACUGUGGAGGAGGACGACAACGACGAUGGUGAUGGUCAUGAUGAUGAUGAUGAGAAGGAGGAGAGGCUUAGCUCGAUGAAAAGAGGUAACGAGAAUUUGAAGGGUUUGGGAGUUACAGAGAAGAAAUCGGGAAUGGGAGUCAAAAUCGAACAAAAAGUAGGAGGAGAAGGUGAGGACGAAUCUAGUGGGGGUGAUUCAGAGGACAAUGAGGAGGGUAAUUUGGUGAAGGCGCCAUCGGAGAGGAAAUCGGGAAUGUCAAUUAAAAUCGAAGAAAAAGAGGACACUAAUGACGAAGGUGAUUCAGAGGAUGAUGAAGAAGAUGCUAAUUUGACAAAAAGCAUAAAAAAAUCAUCGAAACAGAAGAAGAAGAAGAAGAAGGAGAAGAAGGUUCGGAAACUUCAAGCGAAGACCAUAAUCAAAUAUUCUGGAGAUGAAGAGGAAGCUCAUGAUGAAAGGGGUGAUUCAGAUGAUGAGAAGGAUGACAAAAUUGAAUCAGCAUCACUAGGGAGGAAGAAGAAGUUUUCUAAACUGCAAGAGAAGAAAUUGGGACUAUUAACCAAACAUAAACAAGAAGAGGAAGAUAACACUGAUGAUUCAAAUUUAGGUAAAAGAAGGUCUCGAUCGAAGCAAAUUAGCUUUCGUGUUGAUUCUAGAAGGAGGCAUUUUAGCACUGAUGGGGGUGAUGAUGAUUGCUCCAUGUGUCAUCAAUGCAUGUACAGUACUAGGAGGGUGGUACGGUGUCGACGGGGCUGUCGCAAACGUUACUGUAGUCCUUGCAUUAAGAGAUGGUAUCCCCAACUGUCAGAGGAAGCAAUAGCUGAGUCUUGUCCAUAUUGUCGAGGAAACUGCAAUUGCAAAGCUUGUUUGCGUCGAAUGGAUAUACUUGAGACUAAUAAAUAUACUGGACAACCCAAAAGUAAAGAUGAAAGGAUUCGGCACUUGAAAUAUCUGAUAUAUGUACUCUAUCCGUUCUUGAAACAAUUUGAUCAUGACCAAACAAUGGAGAAGGAGAUGGAGGCUAAGAUUCAAGGAUUAUCACUAUCAGAUAUAGAGAUACAGCAGGCUGUUUGUUGUAAUGAUGAACGUAUUUAUUGCAACAAUUGCAGCACUUCUAUAGUUGAUUUUCAUCGAAGCUGUCCAAAUUGUUCGUUUGAUCUCUGCCUGACUUGUUGCCGGGAAAUUCGAGGUGGUUGCCUGCAAGGAGGUGGCAAUGACAUUGUUGUGCAAUAUUCUGACAGAGUGAAAUCUUAUGGCGAAAAACCUCUCACCUCGCUUUCAGAUAAAAAAAGUUCUUCUAGUUCUGAGGUUGAUAAAAUGCCAAAACCCGCCUGGAAUGCCAAGGAAACUGGUGAUAUACCUUGUCCACCAGAGGAAAUGGGUGGUUGUGGGCAUGACCGUUUGGAGUUGAGGUGCCUUUUUCUGGAAAGUUGGGUUUCAGAAUUACAAAAGAAAGUAGAAAAACUAGUCGGUAGCCAAAUAUUUGCCCAUGUUCCUGAAAUUUCUAAAGAGCGAUGUUCCUGUUUCAAAUUGGAUGGUGAGGUUGACGUUGGUAAUGGACAACUUCGUAAAGCUGCUUCUAGAGAAGAUGCUGAUGACAACUAUUUGUACUGCCCUUCAUCAAGUGAUAUCCAACAAGGGGAUCUGGAGCACUUCCAGAGGCAUUGGGUAAUGGGAGAGCCAGUUAUUGUUCGCAAUGUUCUGGAGUUUACAUGUGGAUUGAGCUGGGAGCCAAUGGUUAUGUGGCGUGCAUUCCGUGAGAUAUCAUAUAACAAGGGUUCCUCGGAUUUGGCAGUGACAGCAGUUGAUUGCCUUGAUUGGUGUGAGGUUGAUAUAAACAUUCACCAAUUUUUCAAAGGGUAUUCAGAAGGCCGAUUCCACAAAAAUAAGUGGCUUGAGAUGCUCAAAUUGAAAGAUUGGCCCCCAUCUACUUUCUUUGAAGAGCGCUUACCACGCCAUGGUGCAGAGUUUAUCAGUGCCUUGCCAUAUUUAGAAUACACACAUCCUCGAUCUGGUCUUCUUAAUGUUGCUGCAAAGUUGCCUAACAAAAUGCUGAAGCCAGACCUGGGUCCUAAAACAUACAUAGCAUAUGGGUUUGCUGAAGAGCUUGGACGUGGAGAUUCCGUGACAAAACUUCAUUGUGACAUGUCAGAUGCGGUGAAUGUGUUGACUCACACUGCAGAGGUGAAGCAUACUUCUGAACAGCUUUCUAUACUAAAAGGACUGAAAAAGGAGCAUGAUACUGCUGACCAAAAAGAACUCUUUGGUACAAUUGGUACAGAGAUUCAAGGUUAUGUGAAGCAUGUGCCAGAAUCCAAUGGAAAGUUGAUGUUAGAGACAGCUGAGACUAGGUCAUGUGAUGAAGAUCGUGCUGUUAUUAAAGCUGAAGAAAUGAGAGAAGAAGAUGCUGAUUCUUCACGCAUAAAAAAUGAAAAUAUUGAAGUGCAAGAUCUUAUAGUUGAUGGAAUAAAUGAAGCUUCCAGUUUGCCAUCAGAACAGAUAACCAAUGCUGAUGUGUUGGAGGAAACCAGAAAGGGAAUACAGGUGUCAAGACGUGGUCGUGGUAAAAAAAGGAAGGGUGGGAAAUUGCGUAAGGGAUUGGACAUUAAGUCAGAAAAUUUGUUGACUGAGGUUGUUGAUGCUGCCAAUUCUCAGGAAGAAGGGGGAACUAGGAAUGAGGAAGAUGACAUGCAUUGCUCAACAAAUGAAGAGAGUCUGCAAGAUGAGUCUGUUUCUGAGAACAAGUUGAAUGGAUUGGAGACAAUGAAGGGAGGUGCUAUUUGGGACAUUUUCCGGCGACAAGAUGUUCCCAAGCUACAGGAAUAUCUUAGAAAGCACCAUAAGGAAUUUAGGCACAUCAAUUGCCAUCCUGUAGAGCAGGUUGUUCAUCCUAUUCAUGACCAGACAUUCUACUUGACUUUACAUCACAAAAAGAAACUCAAAGAGGAGUUUGGAGUUGAACCAUGGACAUUUGUGCAAGAACUUGGAGAGGCAGUCAUUAUACCCGCUGGAUGUCCUCAUCAAGUUAGAAACCUUAAGUCAUGCAUAAAAGUUGCUCUUGACUUCGUUUCACCUGAAAACAUCCCUGAAUGCAUCCAUUUGACUGAGGAAUUUCGUCAUCUUCCCCCAAAUCAUAGGGCUAAGGAAGACAAACUAGAGGUAAAGAAGAUGUCUCUUCAUGCUCUAAACCAAGCGGUGGCUAAACUGGAGAAGCUCACACGGUGCAUGACAGUGAACACUGAGGCAUCACCAUUGGAAACUACAGUACCAUGCCCAGACUCAUGUCAACUGUUAGACGAUCUCCCUCCAUCUUCCCCAGCAUCAACUCCAUCUCCCACCUGAUUUGAUGGUAUACGUUGAGUAUGAUCCAAGUCCAUGUCAGAGAUAAAAGUCGGAUACAAUUGGGAAAAUCUGUUACUUUUGUUGAACGCUAUGUAUUGAUCCUGCUUUAUUGUUAACCAUUUUAACUUCUGUUGUCUAGUAAGCCAGGGUUUUGUGCAGUCCCGCCUGGUGGUUGUUUCUGGGAGACCCCUUGUAAAAUUAAGCAUAUAGAAAAGUGUUCUCUCGUCCUAAAUAUUGACAUUGUGACCUUACAUAGCUUUCUUGAAAAAGAAGAAAAUAUAUUAUUAAGUCUGGCAGGAUUGAUCCUUCCAGUUGAUUUGU
Molecule: messenger RNA, 4112 nt
Organism: Camellia sinensis
Lineage: Eukaryota; Viridiplantae; Streptophyta; Magnoliopsida; Ericales; Theaceae
Source: RefSeq, a predicted model, not a curated record